GUGUAAGGUGGUGGUGGGGGGGUUGACCCGGUCACAACGUGGGGAAGUUGGGUUUUUCUGCGUUGCCAUGGGGUUUUGUCAAACCUAUUGACCGCGAUAGGCUCCCUUCUUUUCUUUCGCCCGUCUUUGUGGAGGAGAAAAAGGAGGAAGAAAGUGCUAUUACUUUUUCUUCCCCAUACCCUCCUCCUCCUCCUCACAGAGGCGCGUCGGGAGGAGCGGGUGGGGGGAGGAGGUGGCUCUGGCAGCAUCCAGAGAAGGGAGGAGGAGCGGAGGUGCUCCGGCUCAGACCAACAGCAAGACGAGGCGGCGUACCGCUUACCGACGAGCCUCCCCUCCGCCCUCCGCCUCAGCGGGAACCGCCGUUAACUUUGAGCGCGAGCUGCCGCGAGGAGCACUACACCUGCGCGUCGGAGUUUCCAGCACUUUCUGCCCCUCGACGUUCGUCUUUCAUCCUCUCUGCGAGAAGCCACCAUCGUCUACCUCUCUCAGGUACUAGAUCUGCAGCCCAGCAGAGAAAUGAACUGAGGACACCGAGGAAGGCACCUGUUUACUGAGGACGUCCGAAAUCCACCAUUGAAACCAUGACACAGCAAAGAGGCUCAGGAUUGGUCGCUCUGUUGACCGCCCUCAACUGUUUUUUUGCCUUUCCUCUGGCUGCAGCGAUGGACAUCCCACUGGAAGUUUUAACUCACGCAAACAUCGAGCAGCUGCCCACCAUCACGGCUCAGUCUCCUGGCGCCGUCAUCGCCCUGCCCUUCGAAGAGAGCUUCACCGUGUCGUGUGAAGCUAAAGCGAAUCCCGAGCCAGAGUUCAGGUGGACAAAGAAUGGCCGGGAAUUCGACCCCUCCCUGGACCCCCUCCUGAGGACAGAGGAGAGUUCUGGGACCUUUGUGAUACCCAAUAAUGGAAACCUGACAGAGUACCAGGGAACGUACCGCUGCUUCGCCUCCAACAAGCUGGGGACCACAGUCUCUCAGGAGAUUGAGUUCAUAGUGCCGAAAAUUCCGAAGUUCCCAAAAGAGGUGUUUGAACCGGUCGUGGUGGAGGAAGGCCAGCCUUUUAUACUUAAGUGUGACCCGCCUAAGGGCAUCCCCCCUCUCCAGAUCUACUGGAUGACCAUCAACCUGCAGCACAUCGAGCAGGACGACCGGGUCUCCAUGGGCUUGAACGGCGACCUCUAUUUCUCUCACGCUGAGGAGAAGGACAGCAGGAGGGACUACUGCUGCUUCGCCGCCUUCCCCAAGAUCCGCACCAUCGUCCAGAAGAACGCCAUGUCCGUCGUCGUCAGCACGAGGAAAAGUGAGAGUCCUAACGGCGCAAACUCCAUCCUGCAGAGGAAACCCUCUCUUCUGACGCCCCCUGGUGUCGGAUCAGAGGCGGUGCUGGUCAAGGGAGAAGACCUGAAGCUGGAGUGCAUUGCAGAAGGAAUUCCAACUCCAAAAGUGGAAUGGGUGAAGAUGGGUCACCGACUUCCUGACAAAGCCAGACUGGAGAACCACGGGAAAGUUCUGGUCAUUCCGAGAGCUGAGCAGGAUGACGGCGGGAAGUACAUGUGCAAAGCCAAGAACCCACUUGGAGAAGUUGUCCACUAUUUCACAGUAACUAUUGAAGAGCCUCCAGAGUAUGUGGUGGAGCCGCAGAGCCAGCUCAGCAUGAUCGGCGCUGACGUGGUCAUCAAGUGCUCGGUCGGCGGGAGCCCCCAGCCCGUCACCACGUGGAGGGUCAACGGCGUGCCUCUGCAUGAGUCCCCGGCAGAGAACAGGAAGAUAUUUGACGACACCAUCAUCAUACAAAACGCCCAGACGUCGGACAGCGCCGUGUAUCAGUGCGAGGCCUCCAACAAGCACGGGAAGAUUCUGACCAACGCCAACAUCAUGAUCAUGAAUCUGUUCCCCAUCAUUUUGACCAGCGAUGAAGAGGAGUACUCUGCAGUGGAGGAGCAGGGCGUGAUGAUGCACUGCAAAGUCUUCAGCUCGCCGCCUUCCACCAUCUUUUGGAGUAAAGAUGAUUCUUCCGAGUUGGUUACGGGAUCUAGGUUCACGGUACACAACAACGGCUCACUGGAGAUCCACACCGUCGAGAAAGGCGACACGGGCCAGUAUACGUGCUUGGCCAAAAAUCUAGAAGGAACCUCAGCAAUCAACGCCAUGCUUUAUGUAAAAGAUCCCACCAAGAUAGUGGCCCCCCCACAGGACCAGUGGGUCUUGAUUGGCACGGAUGCUCAGCUCUCCUGUCUGGUCGAGUUCGACGAGUCCUUUGGGAGCUCCUUUGAGCUCCUUUGGGAAAAAGACGACGAGGAGAUUUCCCCCAACAAUACCGAACAUUCCAGCAGAUACUUCAUAGAGGACGGCGUUCUGCACAUCGCCAACGUGAGCCACAGAGACCAGGGCGAGUACAGAUGUGUGGCUAAGACUCCCGUUGACAGAGACGCGGCGUCGGCCCAGCUCAUCGUUUUGGAUGUCCCCGACGCGCCCUGGAGUGUUGCCCUGUCUGAGCGUAAGAACAGAAGUGUGAAGCUGCGGUGGACCCCUGGAGAAGACCACAACAGCUCUGUCACAGAAUUCGUCAUUGAGUUUGAAGAAAACAAGUGGCAGCCGGGCAGCUGGAGGGAGCUGCAGCGAGUGCCGGGCAACCACAACUCCGCCAUCCUGGACCUCCACGGCCACAUCGGCUACCGCUUCCGCGUCUACGCCGUCAACGCCGUGGGGGCGGGGCGGCCCAGCGAGCCCACGGAGCGAUACCUGACCCCCCCUGCAGCCCCGGACAAGAACCCUGAAAAUAUCAAAAUCGAAGGUCAUUUGCCACAUGAAAUGGAUAUCAACUGGGAGCCCCUGUCGCCCAUCGAGCACAACGGCCCCGGUUUGGAGUACAAGGUGAGCUACAGGCGGCAGGACGUGGAGGACGAGUGGAAGGAGCACACCGUCAAGCGCCACUCCUUCGUGGUCAGGAACACACCGACGUUUGUGCCGUACGAGAUCAAGAUCCAAACCAAGAACCAUCAGGGCUGGGGGCCCGAGCCCAAGAUGGUGACGGGAUACUCAGGAGAGGACUUUCCCUCUGCUGCGCCCGACGAUGUAGCCGUGGAAGUGAUGAACAGCUCAGUGGUCAAGGUUACCUGGAAACAAGUACCCAAGGACAAGCUGCACGGACACCUGGGAGGCUACAGGGUAAACUGGUGGCGCCUGCGCAGCCUGCUGCACUCAAAGAAAAGCCACGGGGAAAAACACACGGCCGCCUUCCCGGGCAGCCGGAGCCACGGCACGGUUUCGGGGCUGGUGCCCUUCUCUGAGUAUAGCCUCAUCGUGAUGUCCUUCAACGGGCGCGGAAACGGCCCGGGCAGCCACCCCGUCAUCUUCAAAACCCCAGAGGGAGUUCCUGAGAAAAUCCCAGUUUUUAGGGUCACAGACGUUCAGAAGCGGUCCAUAUCUCUGGCUUGGACCCCUCCUCUGGAGCCAAACGGGAUUCUCACUGGAUACCUCCUGGAGUAUCAGCUCAUCAAUGACACAGAGGAGGCGGGGCCUCUCCAGACGGAGGACAUCAGGAACCCCGACACUACCAAGUGGCUCCUGCGCGACCUGGAGCCUUUGAGCAAAUACAGGUUCCAGCUGCGCUCCUGCACCAGCGAGGGCUGCGGAACCGUCGUCAGCCUGGAGAGCACAACCCUGGAAACAAGUCUCGCCAGCGUCCACGCCGGAAUAUCCAGCCAGGGCUGGUUCAUCGGCCUGAUGAGCGCCAUCGCUCUCCUCACGCUGGUCGUGCUGGUCGCCUGCUUCGUCAACAGGAACAAAGGGGGGAAGUAUUCAGUCAAAGAAAAAGAAGACCUUCACCCGGACGUGGAGUCCCAGGGAAUAAAUGACGACACUUUCUGUGAAUACAGUGACAACGACGAGAAGCCCCUGAAGGGCAGCCAGCACUCGCUGAGCGGGGGCCUCAAGGCGGAGGACAGCGGGGACAGCCUGGUGGACUACGGCGACGACGACGUGCAGUUCAACGAGGACGGCUCCUUCAUCGGCGAGUACGCGGCGAAGAAGGAGAAGAGGGCGUCGGCGGAAAUCAAAGCGACGGCUCAAACCCCGGCGUGACGAGUUUGUCGAUUCUCCAGACUAAAAGAAAAACAGACACUGAACGUAAUGAAUCGUUGCCAACUGCCACUCAAUUUCUACAGCUCAUUUUUUGUCACACCGUGACCAUUACUAAAUGCAGUGUAUAUACGAUGUAUAUUCUACGUGCUGAGUGUCCUUUUUUUUAUAUAUUAUUGUUGCAUUAAAUGUAGAGUUUUCUGUGUUUGUUUCUCCAUGGUUUCCGUUUUUACGUAAUCUCUUUGGGGACUCCUUUCCUGUGUUUUGGUCGCACACAUGCGGCCGAGAUUUUCCGACUUGAAUCUCAUUCUAUGACGAUGACCGCUUGCUUUCUGACUUUUUCCAGUGGAAACUUAAAAGCCUUCACAUAUCACUGUGUUUCUAGAAAGUGUCAAUUCCUAAAUUGUUUACUCGUGGGAAAAAGGAAAAGUGUGGGCGUCGAGAUCCGACGGAUCAGGGAAAAAAACGUUUGUCAUUGAGACGCCACCUAGUGGACCCUAAUAGUCACAUUUAUUGCUGCAACGGUGUCAGUAAAGAUCUUUUAGAAUGUCAAUUUCCAAAUGUAACAUUUUGGAAGCAAUUUUUUUUUCUUUUUUUUUUAAAGUUGAAACAUGUUUUGAUAUUCAUUUUUUCGUAAUGCAACAAUGAGAACAUUUAAAAAAAAACAAGCAAACCUUGUUUUUGCUAACUUAUUCCUAAUAUGCUUUGGACUACAGCAAUUAUAUAAAACUGAAAAUUUCUCUUAAAAUGUGCAUUUUCUUGCCGAGUAAUCUUACAUUUGUCUAGAAUUUUGUGAAUAUUUUAUAUCAUAUUGUACUUCUUUUUUUUCAAAUAAAAUUAUAAAAAUUCAGAAAAUUGAUCACCAGAAGAAUUUAGGUGUACAAAAACAUCAAAUUCACACAAUUUAAGAUUUUAAAACAAAAGGGUACAUUUUUUUGCUAGUUUUGGUGUAUGGAAAAAUCACUACCUCCAUCUAGUGUCAAAACUAGGAAUUGCAACAAAAUUAGCCGUCUUUCAUCCCUGAUUUAAAAAAAAGAUGGUCUUAAAAUAGAUUUUUUUGGUCCUUUUCAAAACUUUUACAUUUUAAUAUUACAAAAAAGAGCAAAGCUAGCUAGUUAUUUCAUUUGAAUGGUUUUGAAUAUCAGAAUAAGAGCGUGGAAUGAACUUUGGAUGAAUUAGGAAGCAUGAAAGGAUAAAAAAAAAAUAGCAAGACGUCGUCAGACUGAACUAAUCUUUGCACUUUUGUGGAAAAGCCAUGCUGUAUUUUAGAUGGAAAGUGUUCUCUUUUGAUCUUCUAAAGAGCUAUUGUAUCUUUGUUUUUUUGAGAAUUUCAAGAUCUUAUAGUCGCAUUCAAGUGGAAAAGGUUAACGUUUUCAGAACCUGACAUAUUCUCGAAUUCUUACAUUGACUUGUAUGGCAGCUUAAGACCUUGAAGUUCUCCUGAACAUCCAACCGGACAACUUUUCCUUUGAAUGUACCGACACGAAAAUCCAGGUCAUUUCUUUUUUCCGUUAUGACUGACUUAGCAGUGAGCGUUUGUGUUUUGUUAGAUGUUCUGCAGUCUACUGGAGUUGGCUAAUUUAAAGCUCACAAUGAAUGAAAACGUUUUGUAAUCAGAGUAUGGGUUGAACUCUGACCUCCUCUCUAAACGCUUUGAUGUCAGCUGACAAAGCCUCUCUUCCUUUCAUCUAACAGCAUCAGUAAAAUAAAAUGAUUUGUGAAGAUUAGGUCUCUGCAUGUUGCAAAUGUUACCUUAUGUGUGUGUGUUUUUUUUUUAAAUGUCAUUAAAUUGUUUUACUUUCUUAUA
Messenger RNA from Oryzias melastigma (Indian medaka), 5886 nucleotides. RefSeq names its product cell adhesion molecule L1-like b (gene chl1b). The transcript has 27 exons. Gene Ontology annotation, molecular function: protein binding. Bases 582 to 4082 code for a protein of 1166 amino acids. NCBI's taxonomy places the organism in Eukaryota, Metazoa, Chordata, Actinopteri, Beloniformes, Adrianichthyidae. Gene Ontology annotation, biological process: cell-cell adhesion. The record is from RefSeq and is a predicted model, not a curated record.